UUUCUGCAUAGCAACGCACAAAACCGACCCCCCACACAACCACUGCACUUUUGGUGACCACAACUCUACACGACCUUCUGUCUGGCGCAAACAUCAUGUCUGACGACAAGAUCUUCUCGCUUGAAGGCAAAAGCCUGAAGCUCGACUCUGCCGAAGAUAUUCGACCCCACAUCGAGGCCUUGAAGAACAAUGACAAUGUCGAGGAAGUGCGCUUUCAGGGCAACACCCUUGGCGUAGGAGCUUGCGAAGCGCUGGCUGAGGUCUUGAAGACCAAAAAGGAUCUCAAAGUUGCAAAGCUGGACGACAUAUUUACAGGCCGGCUGCUGAACGAGAUACCACAAGCCCUAGACGCACUUUUGCAAGCAUUGCUCACACUACCCAAGCUGCAUACCGUCAAUUUGAAUGACAACGCUUUUGGGUUAAAUACACAAGCACCACUUGUUGCCUUUAUUUCGAAGCAUACUCCGCUCGAGCAUCUUAUCCUUAACAACAACGGCUUGGGACCACAUGCUGGUGUAUUGAUAGCGGACGCGCUUACAGAGCUCGCAAAGAAGAAGAAAGAAGUUGGAGCACCACCUCUUAGGACAGUAAUAUGCGGCAGAAAUAGACUGGAAAAUGGCUCUAUGGAAGCAUGGGCGAAGGCCUUUGCUGCUCAUAAUCAGGUCACACACAUCAAAAUGGUGCAAAACGGUAUACGGCAAGAGGGCAUCACGCGCCUGAUUACCAGCGGCCUUGUCAACUUGAACGAGCUGCAGGUGCUCGACCUACAAGACAACACCUUCACGAUCAUGGGCGCACGAGCACUUGCAAAGGUCAUGCCCACUUGGACAGAAUUGACGGAACUAGGUGUCGGUGACUGCCUGCUGGGCGCCAGAGGUGGGGUUUUACUGGGUCAGUCACUGGCAGCAGGCAAGAACUCCAGUAUCGAGGUCCUUCGACUUCAGUAUAACGAUAUCACUUCCAAGGGUGUGGAGGCCCUGUCGUCCGCCCUCGAUAAGCUUCCUUCUCUUCGACGUGUUGAAUUGAACGGCAAUAAAUUCUCAGAAGAUGAUGAGCACAUUGAGAAGAUUAGAGGUGCCCUUGACGCCAUGAAGGAGAAGAAGGGCAUAGAGGAUGACGAGGAUGAGAAUUAUGGUUUAGAUGAACUGGAUGAGCUGGAGAGCGAGGAUGAAGAGGAAGAAGAAGAAGAAGAGGCAGCGGAAGCGGAAGAGGAGGCAGAUGAGGAAAAAGAGAAGGAAGAGAGGGUGCUGAAGCAAGCGGACGAGGCAGAAGCAGCGAAUGUCUCAGAGAAGAAGGACAAGGAUGUUGAUGAACUGGCUGAUAUUUUGGGAAAGACAGAGAUCAAAUGAAUCCUACUUAUUGUAACUGGGCGUUUGGAAUGGAAGAGGACGAUAGCAUUGCAUCCAUGCAUGGACUACAGAUAUGGACGAAUGGACAGCACAUGUGGGAGAUGACGCUUUUGAGAUACCAUGUAGAAAGAGCUCAUUUAUGAAUAGAUAAACGUUGACUAAUCCAAGCAUAAUUCGAACAACAUCAUUAACUCA
Messenger RNA from Verruconis gallopava, 1544 nucleotides. RefSeq lists its product as uncharacterized. NCBI's taxonomy places the organism in Eukaryota, Fungi, Ascomycota, Dothideomycetes, Venturiales, Sympoventuriaceae. Gene Ontology annotation, molecular function: GTPase activator activity; small GTPase binding. Gene Ontology annotation, biological process: nucleocytoplasmic transport; activation of GTPase activity. The transcript has a single exon. Gene Ontology annotation, cellular component: cytosol; perinuclear region of cytoplasm; nucleus. Bases 96 to 1349 code for a protein of 417 amino acids. The record is from RefSeq and is a predicted model, not a curated record.